Molecule: messenger RNA, 3451 nt
Organism: Centrocercus urophasianus (Greater sage-grouse)
Lineage: Eukaryota; Metazoa; Chordata; Aves; Galliformes; Phasianidae
Gene: BEND7
Product: BEN domain containing 7
Exons: 9
Coding region: 223-1515 (430 amino acids)
Molecular function (GO): DNA binding
Source: RefSeq, a predicted model, not a curated record
GGGCGGGCGGCGCCGCGGGGAGGCGGGGGGGCCGGAGCGAACUUGUCCCGAAUCCCUUUAUUUGCAGUUGGAGCCGAAAGCUUCCCGGGCUGCGUUUAUUUUGCUGAUUAAAAAGACGGACCUUGGUCCUGCGGCUCCCCGCCGCGCGGCCGCCCUCCUUGCUCCCCUCGUCCCCUUUUCCUCCCUCCUUUCUUCCUCCUCCUCCUCCCUCCCGCCCGCACCAUGGAGUUUACGGAGAGGAAGAGAAGCAGGAAAUCCCAAAGCUUUAAACUGAUCAACGAAGAUUACCAUCAUGAGAUAUAUAAGAUCUCUGACUACAGCAAUGAUGUUAAUGGGGAGACCAAAGAAACACAACCCAUUUCUUUAGGAGAUGAAAGCCGGGAAAUUAAAAAACAAAUUACAGGGAUGAGAAGAUUACUGAAUGACAGCGCUGGAAGAAUCUAUCAGCGAGUUGGCAAAGAAGGAGAAAAACUGAAGGAGGAGCCCCAGGAUUUAGACUUAGCCUGGGCCCAGCGCCUGGAUCCCCCUGAGGAGUCUGAGGAGAGCCUUCAUCCUUGUGAGAGCGACGCAUGGAAUGAAUUAUCACCCCAAGAUAACCAUUUUUCAGGGCAAUAUGGAACUCGAUCCAAAACGUUCCAAAAUCAGACACGAACCAUGGCAUCCAAUGGAGAAAUCCCAAUGGUGAAUUCAUCAAUUGGACCAAACUGCUGUACUUGUAAUUGCCAGUCAACUCUACAGGCUAUUCUUCAGGAGCUCAAGACCAUGAGGAAACUGAUCCAGAUUCAGUCAGUUGGGACUCAAAACAGACAACAACCUCCUGUUCCUCUGAUUUGUGCACAAAAGUCAACAAUAUCAAGAAAGAGAAAUAAAAAGAAAAAACUACCCCUCAAAACUGUUGAGCCAUUUACUAUGAAUAAGAAAACCAGUGCUGCAGAGAAUGAUAAGAAGCUGUCAGCAAACCCUGAAAGUUCCAAUCUGCAAGCAGUUGAACCCCCUCUCAACGUAGAAACCCCUCUUUCAGGAUUUGGAAUUAUCCUUGAAUCAGCUUCAUCAGAUCCAGAAGUGCAACUUGCAGAAGGCUUUGAUGUCUUCAUGCCGAAAUCUCAGCUGGACUCUAUAUUAUCAAACUAUACUCGCUCAGGAAGUCUGCUAUUUAGGAAGCUGGUUUGUGCAUUUUUUGAUGACCAGACUUUGGCUAACUCUUUACCAAAUGGCAAAAGGAAAAGAGGGCUCAAUGACAACCGGAAAGGACUAGACCAAAAUAUUGUGGGUGCAAUAAAAGUCUUCACAGAAAGAUACUGCACUGCCAACCAUGUGGAUAAACUUCCUGGUCCUAGGGACUGGGUCCAAAUUCUUCAGGAUCAAAUUAAACUGGCAAGAAGGCGAUUAAAAAGAGGCUCAGCAGAGCCAACUGACUAUGAUGAGAAGCCGGACAUUUCUUUACUACAAACAGGUAACCUGUUUGACACCACAACAGAUAGCCUGAUAGAUGCAAGCCUCGAUUUUCCUGUUUAAAUUUUACAUCCUGCGCCAGUGGUUUUAGCAGAUAUGAACCUCCUGUCGUUUAAGUAAUGUCCAUGUGAGGUCAACGUUGGGAUGUUGGAUCCUGCAGCACGUGGAUGUCCACACCGUUCUCCCUUCACGUUUGUGUUGUCUCACACGUUUUCCCAGUCACUUCAAAUAACAAAACCGACAGAUUGUUUCGCUGUUUUUCAGCUUAAUUAAAGAUGAUUUCUCUCCAUAUCGUGCAUUAGUUAAUUGGUGUGGUAUCCUCUGUAACUGAAGUCAUUCUCUUGCUUUUGUUUUCCCUUUGCCAUUGUACCAUUCCACAUGGCUGUAUGAUUGCCAGCAGUGUUUCUUUCAUCUUAAGCUAUGCAGAGGUGAAUAAACACAGUUGGAUGACUCUUCCCCUCCCCUGGGACCAUGGUGGCAUUUCUCUCCUUCCCAAACCCAAGGGGCUUGAUGAGCACUUAAGAGGUGAAGCACUUUGUUCUUGUGCAUAUGCAGACCCACCUUUCCUGUCUGGCUGCUAUUUAUCUGUUUGAAGACCUGUGGUACAAAUGGCCAGUCAUAUAUACCUGUAAUUCAGAGGGCACGGUUGGAUUGGAUUUAGGACUAAAGAGAGCAGGAUCUGUCUCAUUGGCAUCCAUUUCUGGGUAAUAACAGGGAUAAGUUGCAGAUCAAGCAAGCUGGAAUUCCCCUGUGUGGUGCCAGUGUGAUGGCUCUUGAGUGGUUUUGUAGUGCAGAUUACAGGAGGAGACCAUUCUCUCCUCCUUUGUCCACCAUCUUUUCCUACCGCCUCAAUCUCAAGAUGUUCUACUUUGCUAAUUUCCAGAAAAGGAGUCUGCGCACUGUGACUUUUCAACUACUGCCCUUGGGGACACUAUUUACCCAUUUCAAAGCAGAUAAAUCCUAGCACAGCCUGGCACUCUGUUGCUAUCUCAGUAGUCAAGAUCACUGAACUGAUCAAGAAAUUGCACUGCCCUCUUAGGCAUGGAAACUGUUCAUCCUUUCAGGUCGGGGCGAAGCUAAAAUCUUACACAGCCCUCCAUGCAAACUGCUGCUUCUGCACCUUUCAACAGCACUAAAUUCACUUUAAAAUCGUAGGGAAAAAGUCGAGAAGGUCUUCGACCAGCAGAGAAUUCCAGUGCGUUCCCUGCGAUUUGAGGGAGAGAUUGCUAUAGCCUUCACCAUUGUGUUUCAUUUUCCUUUGUGUAUUUUAGGCGCAUCUUUUCUUUCCUCCUUUGAAACUACUUGGCCUUUGAGUGUUUCAACUGAAGUGCUAUUACAGAGUUGUUUGUUUGUUUUUUUAAGUAUUUAAAGAUUUAUUUCUCUCGUAACAACCCUUAAGUCUGUUUCUCCAAAGCUGCUGAAUGCCCACAAACAACACUGUGAUGCGUUCACCCAGCACCCGAGAAGCCAGGCACCCAGCCCUCCCCACCCGCAAUGAUGUACUUUUAGGAAUGGCCGUGUCUUCUCUAAAACUGUGGAAUAUAUUGAAUGUGCACUGCAAACCUUAACAGAGUCUUUCCUUCAUCAUGGCUUGGAGUUGUGUGCAUUGGGCAGGGGCGGCGGCGCCCCGUCGUGUCCGUCUCGUAACACUUGGGCGAUGGAAUCUGCGUUUUGUACAUUUUGGAGAUUGCGUUUGUGUUUAUUUAACUGUGACUACUGUGCAGACUUUCUUCAGAAAUCUUUUUAUAGGGUUUAUUAGAAAGAAAAAAAAAAAUCAUUCCAUAUUUAGGUAAAAAUGUCUCGAUCUUCUGUAUAUAAGUUUUAUUAAUAUGUAAAUAUUUAGAUAUUUUUAAAUUACUAUGUUCUUAAUAAAGCGACAAGGGACUAGUUGUGAGCUGGUGUAUAACAUUGUGUUGUGUUACCGAUCUCUGGGAAACCUUCUGUCAAUCCAGAAAAAAAAAACAAAAAAGCAACCCUACAAUAAAUGACUUUAAUUGAA